Molecule: messenger RNA, 1078 nt
Organism: Musa acuminata AAA Group (dessert banana)
Lineage: Eukaryota; Viridiplantae; Streptophyta; Magnoliopsida; Zingiberales; Musaceae
Product: protein NUCLEAR FUSION DEFECTIVE 6, mitochondrial-like
Exons: 4
Coding region: 112-453 (113 amino acids)
Cellular component (GO): mitochondrion
Source: RefSeq, a predicted model, not a curated record
UUGAUUUACCUAAGAGAACGGGAACCUCCUUAUCCGGGCCGACCCAAAUCCCUCGCCGCUCCCUUCGCCUUCCCCGUCCCGGUCGGACGAAGCCCGCUUGCUCCGCCUGACAUGAUCGUUGCCGUCGCCGCCCGUAGGUUGCUCGGCCGGUCGCUUUCCCUCCGGCCCACUGUUGCUGCGAGGAUCGGGGCCUCCCGCCCUUCCCUCCGCCCGCUCCCCAGGUCGAGGCCGGCGGCCACUGCCUCUCGGUUCCCAAGGUCUCCCGUUGAGACAAGCUUCUGUUUGGAGUCCCUGCUGCCGAUACACAACGCCACGGCCUCGGCAUUGAUGACAUCAAUGCUCACCAUUUCCCGCAGAGGUUCUGGGUGGCUUUCUGAAGCUGGCAAGAUGGUGUAUGAUGACUAUCCAGUGGGUCCAAGCAAUUAUUUGGUUUCAGAACUUCCUGCUUAUUAAGACAAAGAUGGAUGAGUCUUAAUUUAUUUGAGGACGCUGCACUGGACAUGGAAUUGUGGAUUUCUUGGUAGUGGAAGAUUUUCUUGGAGCAAUUUAUUCCUUUUACUAUUGGUUUCAUCUAUUGGACAGGAUUAAAUGGUAUGAAUAAAGUGACACUAGUUGGAAAAUUGCAAUUUUGGCUGUCUUUUUUCUGUGCGAUUUUGCAGCAGCAAGGCAGAAUGUUAUCUUGAACAGUUGCAACAUUAACAUCAUCAGUUAGCUCAGUUAGCUGGUGAUUUGCAUUAGGCUGUAACUGAAUUGUGUUAAGCAAAGUGAUAUAUUGUCACAGAUAAAAUCAUAAAUGAGGUGUUUGAUGUAAUGCUCAUAUAUGUUCGUAUCUUUCGAUUUUGUUUAUAUUUUGAACAGCAUGUAGAGGGUUGAAAAUAGACUUGCUAGUCAUAUUUUGGUUGGUUUUGGUGAUCACUUUAAGCCUAUGAACGAAGGUUGUGUCAUAUGAGCACUUGUGGGCAUUUCAGUUUGUAGUGGAUCAUGUUGGAAUCUUUGUUAUGCGAUCGUUCAGAGCUUAUGAAGUUUAUGUUUGUAAUUUGUAUUGGUUAUGAAAUGUUUGUUGAAAUGGUUGCUUGUA